CACCUGCUGUAUUUCACGGGGUAUUUAAAUAAGUCACGGCCGAUAUUUUGGUUAUUCUUGUUUUAAAUCUUUUUUGUGUCGCGGAAAUACUGGGCUUAUUUCAUCAUGAUCAGGCUUAUUUAUUUAAGGUGUAUUUGAUAAAAAUCGCCCCGAUGUGAAAAGGAAGCAUGGACCUUAAAUAUCUGAUCCUAAUGAUUGCGUUCGCGACUGUCGAGAUAAACGUCACUGAGAGUCGACAAAACGACAAAAGAAGAUGGAAAAAUGACAAAGGAACAUAUUCGCACUACAUCAAUAUCUGCGAUAUACAGGACCGAGUGUCCAAAGUACACUGUUACUGCGAGAGCAUCAAGAUAAAAACGGCCACGAAAGCCGAUUGCUGGGUGUUCAACGGCGGCAUAGCCGAGGACGAUCCGUUUUGGUCCAAUUUUUAUUCGCAGCCUAAAAUAGAAAGGCUAGCUUUCAACGUUCGGGCAGACGGCGGUUUGACAUACAUACCAUCUAAAGUGAUCGUUAGACUAGAUCGACUACAACACCUCAAUAUUCAGUACGCGAACAUUUUCAGCUUACCUUCGUUCGCGUUCACUAACUCGACGACUCUCAGGGAAAUCUCUUUACCGAAGAACAAGAUAGCGAAAUUGGAGAAGAUGGCGUUCGCCCACCUGAUAAUGCUGUCAAACGUCAGCUUAGUGGAAAAUCAGAUAUCGGAGUUGAAGCGCGACGUGUUCUACGUCUUGCCGAAUUUGCAAAAGUUACACCUUUCCAAGAAUACUAUAAGUGUGCUGCACGACGGUUGUUUUAAGCACCUUAGUAAUCUCAUCAAGUUAGAUCUUGACAGUAAUUUACUGACUGUCGUAAUCAGGGAGAACUUCCAAGGUCUGUCUAACCUGAUUAAUUUGGAUAUGAGAAACAACAAAUUGACGAUGAUAGGGGACUUGGCGUUCGCGGAACUUUGGAGUCUACAGGAACUUUACCUGGAUGGAAAUGAAAUAGAAUUUAUAUCCGAAAGGGGGUUCGGUGGAUUGACGCAGUUGAGGAAACUUUCUUUGGCUGAUAAUAAGUUGGGAACAUUAGACGAUGGCGUGUUCACCGAUAUUCAGAAGUUGAGUGUUUUGGAUUUAAGGAAUAAUAUGCUGGAGACUUUGAGACAAGAGACCGUGGAUAACAUUGUGGAGAAUAUGAAGUUGAAUUACGCGCUAAUCUCUCUUGACGGAAACAAACUGACGUGCGACUGUCGCCUGUCCUGGCUUCACAGGCUGCGUAACGAAACAAAGAGUAAACGUCUCAAGAUAUCUCUGGACCGACUCAAUUGCGUUAUGGACAACAAACUGAAGACUAACCUAGUCGACAUACAAGUUGAGAAAGUCUCACCUAAAAUUUCAAUCUCUUACAAGAAAGAUGACAAAAUCUACGACGAUAAUGAAGAAGACUUAGGUGAUGAUAAUAUGUACGAAGAUACUAUGCAAGAUCAGGAUAUAGAUUCAGAUAAGACCAAAAUAGAGUAUCGUAGGAAACUGCUUGAAAUUCCAACAGAAAUGCUACCGUGUCCAAAAAAGCUUUCUUAUGAGGAAGAAUUGUCACCACCAACACAAGAUGAAGUCAGAUACUUUGGAUCAUCAGACAAAAGUAAAGGGUCGAUAGUAUUAUUGAUACUAGUUACGGUUCAUGUACGAUUAUUGAGGUAUUUUUGUUAAAAUGAAUCUUCUUCUAUCCUGUGAGUUGUGAGGUGAAUAACCAACCUCAUCAAACCUAGUGUCAGGGUUAUUCUUGAGCCGCCAAAGGGCCCUGAGAUGGUUCAUGUAACGAUUACUCACUGACAUCAGUGACCAACGGCUUAACUUGCCUUCCGCACGGAUCAUCUUACUUUCGGACAAUCAGGUGAUCAACCUGUAAUGUCCUAACCAAACUAGGGAUCCAAAGUAUUUUUGUGGUAUGUUCCCACCGGGAUCCGAAUCCGGGAUUCGAAUUCCGGAUCUGCCGGAACGUGAGCCCAACGCUCAACCACUGGACCACAGAGGCCGUUGUUAAAAGGAAUGUAAAUAGUGUUUUAAUUAGGUAGUCUAGAAUAAUGUUAAAAUAAUAGGCCUGGUUUUUGUGUGCUCCUUUCAUAGAUACGUAAUCGCGAUAAAUGAUGUUUAUUCUCAUAAAUGUAUUCUUUUUAUAUUCAAAAUAGAUUUUACGUUUGAUCAAAAUCUCACACGCGUACCUAGAAAAUGUCUAUUCAAUAUUAUUUAAGUGACUGAAUUCUGAAUAUAUAUGAAGACAAACAAAACUAUGUUAUUUUUUGCUUUACGUUUAAAAUAAUUCUAAGUAACAUGUAAUGUAAGUUAGUUACUUUAUGAAACUUAAUACUCUGGACUGACUUUAGAGAUCUCUUCUAGUUAUUUAGAAAGUAAUUGUAAAUUAUGUGUACAAUACUAACAAAGUUGUAGAGAAACGGAAAUUAAUUUGCGGUCUGUGUAAAUUUUAUUUCCGAUAAAACUUUUCUGUUUCAAAACCUUUGUAACAAUCUGUGAAUAUAAAUUUCAAAGCAUCACACCAUUCUUUUAAAGACCACUUGGUAUUUUUCAUAUAUUUUUAAUUAGGUUAUUUGAAGAUGAUAUUGGGCCCAAACCAGCGAGAUUUAUAAGUGGGAUGUUUCGUAACAUAGCUGUAGUACAGGGUAUUAGUGACAUCGUAACGAAUACUUUGAGAGAUGAUUCAAACCAUGAUUCUGAGUUGCUGUUAAGUGGAAUAUUCCGUCGCAAAA
Molecule: messenger RNA, 2746 nt
Organism: Pectinophora gossypiella (pink bollworm)
Lineage: Eukaryota; Metazoa; Arthropoda; Insecta; Lepidoptera; Gelechiidae
Product: connectin-like
Exons: 3
Coding region: 168-1691 (507 amino acids)
Molecular function (GO): protein binding
Source: RefSeq, a predicted model, not a curated record